Messenger RNA from Juglans regia (Persian walnut), 837 nucleotides. Its product is annotated as myb-related protein 340-like. The record is from RefSeq and is a predicted model, not a curated record. The transcript is spliced from 3 exons. NCBI's taxonomy places the organism in Eukaryota, Viridiplantae, Streptophyta, Magnoliopsida, Fagales, Juglandaceae. Bases 1 to 837 code for a protein of 278 amino acids.
AUGGCACAUCACUGUUGCAUCAACCAAAGGGUGAAGAAAGGGCUAUGGUCACCAGAGGAGGAUGAGAAACUCAUCAAAUACAUUUCAGCCAAUGGCUAUGGUAGUUGGAACUCAGUGCCUAGACUUGCUGGCCUCCAGAGAUGCGGAAAGAGCUGCAGACUGAGAUGGGUAAAUUAUCUCAGACCAGACUUAAAACGUGGGAGCUUCUCUCCCCAAGAAGAAGCCCUAGUCAUUGAACUCCACAGAAAUCUUGGUAACAAGUGGUCUCGUAUAGCCAAGCACCUACCUGGAAGAACAGAUAACGAGGUGAAGAAUUUUUGGAACACAAGAAUAAAGAAGAAGCUCCGGUCCCAAGAUCAUGCCAUUCCUCAUGCUUUAGCAACAUUUUCUGUAACUGAGUAUCUUAGUGGUUCAGAGCAAGGUGUCUCACCUCAUGUUCUAAAUCGGAAUUUCAACUUGAACAGAAAAUCCCAACAAGAUCAGCUACACCAACCCCCUCCAAUCAGGAUGCUACAAUCUUUAGAUCUUAGUGAUCAUAGAAUAUUAGAACAGAGCAGUUGUAGUCCCAGUUGGGUCCAUUUUCCACCUCUAAUCCCACCACUCCCAAACUCUUCUAGUAAAACUUGGUCACCGGGGCAUGAUCAUCAAACACACGAUCAACUUGGUCCCAAUCAACAAGAUCAAAACUUCAGCAUGAGAGCAUCAACUCCGCAAAGCCUUGUUAUCAACCCAAGAAUCUCUGAACCGGAUUCUGAAAAUGCAAUAUUGGCACCCGAGAUGCCGGAACUCUAUGAGAUCAUCAUCGGUGGGAUUAAUGUUGGUAGCGAGCGCAACUAG